Dendrobium catenatum is the source of this 939-nucleotide messenger RNA. RefSeq lists its product as uncharacterized. Gene Ontology annotation, molecular function: protein dimerization activity. Lineage: Eukaryota; Viridiplantae; Streptophyta; Magnoliopsida; Asparagales; Orchidaceae. Bases 1 to 939 code for a protein of 312 amino acids. The record is from RefSeq and is a predicted model, not a curated record. The transcript is spliced from 4 exons.
AUGGGUUCUAAGCAAAACCGCCAACAAGACGAUCAGUCAUACUCUGAUCCAGCACUCUUCUGCAAGCUUGCUGGAUUGGUAUCAGACAUCAUUUUGGAUAAUAAGUUUUGGAAUGACUGUUUGCUAACUUCCAAACUAUAUGGGCCUUUAAUUCGGUUAUUGAGAAUAGUAGAUUCUGAUGAGAAACCAUCUCUAGGCUUUCUUUAUGAUGGCAUGUACAAGGCAAGGAAAGCUAUUAAGUUAAUGUUUAGAAAUGCCAAAAGGAUGUAUAAACCUUACACAAGUAUUAUAAAGAGGAGAUGGGAUAGGCAGUUAAGACAAGGCAUACAUUGUGCAGCUUAUUUUCUUAAUCCACAUUUUCAGUAUGAUAAAGAAAAUUUUUGCCAGAAAGCUGAAGUAAUGCAAGGUUUAAUUGAGCUGAUUGGAAAUAAGGAUAUUUGUCCUAAAUCAACAGCAACAAUGAAUGAAGUUAGGCUGUUUCGUGACAGUUUGGAAAGCUUUGGCAAACCAAUUGCACUAACAAUGGCCAAAGAAAUGCAGCCUGAUGAAUGGUGGAAGAUGUUCGGAUCAAGUGCACCAAACUUACAGAAAUUGGCGGUUAGAAUUCUUAGCCAAACAUCUUCAUCUUCUGGAUGUGAAAGAAAUUGGAGUGUAUUUGAACAAAUUCAUACAAAGAGAAGAAAUCAUUUAGAGCAUCAUUUGCUGUCUCAUAAAGCCUUGUUGGUGUCACGCAAGGAUUUAAAAAUCGGACCGGACCGGCCGGUUCAACCGGUUGAACUGGGAACUGGUCAGGCGUCCGGUCCGAUUCUACCAUUAGAGGCGGGCUGUAUUCAAACCGGCCAAAAACCGGUUCAAAUAACGGUUGAACCGUCGAACCGCCGGACCGGGAUCGUUGGAAAGAAUCGGCCGGUUUCAAAUCGCAUGAUUUUUGGCCGUUAA